AUGUCGAUUUGGAUUUGCUUCUCGGUAUUUCUUCUCGCAAGUACAAUAUUUACUUAUGUUAAUUCACAGAAUGCGAUACGGAAAUAUGUUAUCCGUAAAGAUUGGUUUAAUCUGUUUAAAGCAGGUGAAUUUUCAAUAUAUGAUACAAGUCAAAAAGGUCUCAUUUAUCGUAUUGAAUCCAAUGUUGGCAUAUUUCUGGAUAGUAAACUCAUUGCUUAUCCAUCAAAAAAAGAAGUCGGUCGAUUGCAAGUUAAACGAAAUCUAAAACCGUACAGCAGAGUAUUAUCAAUUUUGGAUCCUCAAACAAAUCAAUGGAUUGUUGGAUACAUGCAACGAAAUACUCAAGCAAUUGAAUUUCAUGGUACUUCAUUCAAUAUUGACUGGAAUGGUCAUUAUAUAACAAUGAAAAAAGAAACAACCUCACUGACAUCGAAAUUUCAUGAUACAAAUGGACAAUUAUUAGCAGAGUUUAAAAUACGACUUACGUCUCUUUUGUUUGGGAGAAAGAAAUAUGAUAUGGAAAUAUUUUCGGACAAGUAUCCUGAACAAAUCUAUUUGUUGGCAUUGAUUGCUAGUGAUAAUGUUGUUUCAACGGAAGGAUAA
This is a messenger RNA of Rotaria sp. Silwood1, 603 nucleotides long. Lineage: Eukaryota; Metazoa; Rotifera; Eurotatoria; Philodinida; Philodinidae. The record is from the annotation of a GenBank genome assembly.